AUGGCUUCUGCUGCUGCUUCGGCGACGCAAAGAAUUCCAUCGAAGCGGCAGACGUUGGACGAAGCCUACGCACCGCCAGCGAACUUUCUUGAAAUUGAGGUUUUACUCGAAAAUCCGAAAAUGCUUGAUAAAUUAAAUUCAUGCUGGUCUUUCAGGUCAUCAAUCCGAUUACGCACGGUGUCGGCAAAAUGCGCUACACUGAUUACGAAAUUCGAAUGAGAGUAAGGAAUUUGAACGAAAAUUGGGGAAAAUUGCGUUUUUCAGUCGAAUCUGCCGGUUUUCAAGCAAAAAGAAUCGAGCGUCCGCCGUCGGUACAGUGAUUUCGAGUGGGUUCGCGCCGAGUUGGAAAGAGACAGCAAGGUUCGUCUUUUUUUACGUUUUAAGUCCCAAAGACUGAAAAUACGGUUUCAGAUUGUGGUGCCGACGCUUCCGGGCAAAUCGUACAAGCGGCAGCUGCCAUUCCGAUCCGACGACGGCAUUUUCGAGGAGGAAUUCAUUGAAAACCGCCGCAAGGCGCUCGAACUUUUCAUUAACAAGUUCGUACUGCUCUUAACAUUUUUAAAAAAUAGAUCCGAAUUUUUGCAGAGUUGCGGGACACCCACUGGCCCAAAACGAGCGUUCUCUGCACAUUUUCCUCCAAGAAACGACGAUCGACAAGAACUACGUGCCGGGCAAGAUCCGCACCGCCUGA
Caenorhabditis sp. 36 PRJEB53466 is the source of this 691-nucleotide messenger RNA. NCBI's taxonomy places the organism in Eukaryota, Metazoa, Nematoda, Chromadorea, Rhabditida, Rhabditidae. The record is from the annotation of a GenBank genome assembly.